ACACCCAAGUGCCCGGUCUCCCUCAUCGAUCGCCAUACAGUACACGCUCCUCUCUCCCUCUCUCUCAACAUGAAGCCCCGCAACAGGAAGAUUCUGCUCCACAACGACGAUGCGUCGGGGACCUCCCGCGAACCACCACCACGAUCCAGCUCCGACUCACCGCCACCGCUACUCCACCAGUACCCCACAAAUAACGCCUCUUAUUCCCCACUGAUGAUUAAGAAAACGCCCACUCCCCCUACCACCGAUACUAACACAGUCCCCUUUGACUCCUCCAUGGCCCUCACAGUCUUUGUCCUCCUCGUCGCCCUCUUCUUCAUGGGCUUCUUCUCCAUCUACAUUCGCCGCUUCGCCGACCCCUCCUCAGUCGACCUCUCCCGCCGCCGCCACCCCCGUCAACCCCCCUCCUCCUCGUCUUCCUCCUCCCUCCCUCCACCGCACUCCGCCGUCCCCCGCAAGGGCGGCCUCCACCCCUGCGCCGUCAGAUCCCUCCCGCUCUUCACCUACGCCGCGGACGCCGACGACGACCCCGGCGAAUGCGCCGUCUGCCUCGGCGAGUUCCACGUGAAGGAGACCAUCAAAGUGAUUCCUUUCUGUCGGCACGUGUUCCACCCCCUCUGCAUUGACACGUGGCUCUCUUCGCACGCGUCGUGCCCCCUCUGCAGGACCACGCGGCUGUUCCCGACGAAGGAGGGCGUCGGCAGUGGCGGCGGAGGAUUGGAUGCGCUGGACGGCGAAGGUAAUCUGAGCGCCAGUGAAUUGGGGCGCAGAUCGGCGGCGGAAAGUGAUGACACGCGGAUGGAGAUGGCGACAGGGGGCAUGAGGAGGACGAUAAGUUUCUGACACUAGGCAGGUGCGACACAACACGUGUAUGCAUGUACAUACAAAACGACAAUCAUGAUCAAUCAAGUUAGAGAUAAAGUCAGAAAGUGUUGAUGGGAGCAUUAUUGAGAUCUAAUUGGCGUUUUAUAUUUUCAAGAGGGGCCUCUGAAGGUCUUUUGGUGGUUGAGGACACCCAGUUGGUUAAGAGGGUGGUUGUUGGAUAGAGGGGAAGGCGGCAGUGGUGGUUUACUCCAGUUAAUGGUCCUUCUAGAUUACCCCUAGGUUUCAAUUUUGGCAGGAGUUGGGGGAUUGUGUUUUCCUAAAUGUUGGAAUUGAUGUGAUUUCAUUGAUGUGAUCCCAAGGGGGUGAAUUGAGUUUUAAAAAUUUUUUAAUUAAUUUAAACAUUUCAUCGAUUUAUUAUAAAUCAUAUCUCAUUUAAAUUAAA
Messenger RNA from Malania oleifera, 1267 nucleotides. Its product is annotated as RING-H2 finger protein ATL57. The record is from RefSeq and is a predicted model, not a curated record. Bases 70 to 843 code for a protein of 257 amino acids. NCBI's taxonomy places the organism in Eukaryota, Viridiplantae, Streptophyta, Magnoliopsida, Santalales, Ximeniaceae. The transcript has 2 exons.